CCAGUUCUCCAUUCUCUCACCUUCUUGCUCUGUAGCAGAGCACUCAGAGUCUCAAACUCUCUCUCUCUCUCUUCUUCUGCAAAUAAAUUCAUCCCUGAGCAACGGUCUGUUUCUUCAUUCCUUUGCUUUUGCCACAAUGCUUCCCCUGUUCUUUCUACUGUGUUUUCUCUUCCCGCCUCCCUCUGUCGUCUCUCUCAACCAGGAUGGUCUCUACCUCUACAAAUUCAAGCUCUCCAUGAAUGAUCCUGACUCUUCCCUCUCCUCCUGGAAUGACGGCGACGCCCACCCCUGUUCAUGGUCCGGCGUCACCUGCGACCCCACCAACACCUCCGUCACCGGGCUUGACCUCUCCAGCUCCAAUAUCGCGGGCCCACUCCCUGCUUCCAUUCUCUGCAACCUCACCAACCUCACCACCCUCAUCCUCUACAAUAACUCCAUCAACGACGCCCUCCCCUCGGAAAUCUCUCUCUGUCGCAGUCUUGUUCGUGUUGACCUCGCCCAGAACCUUCUCACCGGUGCUCUGCCCCCCAUCUUAUCGGAUCUUCCUAACCUCCGGUAUCUAGACUUGACCGGCAACAACUUCUCCGGCCUCAUACCCGAUUCCUUUGCCAACUUUCAGAAGCUCGAGGUACUCUCACUCGUCUACAAUCUUCUAGAAGGAACCAUUCCCGCUUCUCUCGGAAACAUUUCCUCCCUCAAGAUGCUCAACCUCUCUUACAACCCGUUUUCUCCGGGUCGGAUCCCUCCAGAGCUCGGCAACCUGACGAAUCUCGAGGUCAUGUGGCUCACACAGUGUAACUUGGUUGGCGUGAUUCCUGAAUCGUUCGGCAGGCUGAAGAAACUCAGGGAUUUAGACCUGGCGUUGAACAAUCUCGAUGGUUCGAUUCCCAGUUCUCUCAUUGAGAUGACGAGUUUGAAGCAGAUUGAGUUGUAUAACAACUCUUUGUCCGGUGAGUUGCCUCGGGGAAUUGGAAACCUCACGGCAUUGAGGCUAGUGGACGUAGCCAUGAACCGGUUGAGUGGGACGAUUCCAGACGAGUUGUGUCGGCUACCACUGGAGAGCCUUAACCUUUACCAGAAUCAGUUUGAGGGUGAGUUGCCGGAGAGCAUAGCUGACUCACCGAAUCUUUAUGAACUCAGAUUGUUUGCUAACAAACUGACCGGAAAACUGCCUGGUAAUCUCGGAAAGAAUGCUCCUUUGAGGUGGGUUGACGUUUCGAACAAUCAAUUUUGGGGCGAAAUUCCGGCGACUCUGUGUGACAACGGGAAAUUGGAAGAGCUUCUGAUGAUAUACAAUUCGUUUUCUGGUAACAUCCCGCCGAGUUUGGGCAGGUGUCGGAGUUUGAUGCGUGUCCGGCUCGGUUUCAAUCGGCUGUCCGGUGAAGUCCCGGCGGCUAUUUGGGGGCUUCCACAUGUGUAUCUGCUUGAACUCACUCAUAACUCAUUUUCUGGUUCAAUCGCUAAAUCUAUUGCUGGUGCCGGGAAUCUCUCGUUGUUGUCUCUAUCUAAGAACAAUUUCACCGGACAGAUCCCUGAAGAGGUUGGAUGGUUAGAGAACCUUGAGGAAUUCUCUGGUGAUGAUAACAUGUUCAAUGGAUCAUUGCCUGCUAGUAUAGUGAAUCUUGGGCAGCUUGGGACUCUUGAUCUUCAUAACAAUAAACUUUCAGGUGAGCUUCCCAAGGGAAUUCGAUCCUGGAAGAAACUCAAUGAGCUUAAUCUGGCAAAUAAUGAGAUCGGUGGAAGUAUUCCUGACGAAAUUGGGAGUUUGUCCGUGCUAAAUUUUCUUGAUCUUUCCAAUAAUCAAUUUUCCGGGAAAGUUCCUCUUGAAUUGGAGAAUUUGAAGCUCAAUAGGUUAAAUAUGUCUUACAAUCAUCUCUCUGGAGAACUUCCUCCUCUGUUGGCGAAGGAUAUGUACAUGACAAGUUUUCUGGGUAAUCCUGGUCUGUGUGGCGAUUGGAACAGUUUAUGUAAUGGCAGAGAUGAAGCUAAGGCAAGAGGGUAUUCUUGGUUGCUUCGAAUUAUUUUCAUCAUUGCUACUGUUGUCUUUGUUGUAGGCGUUGUCUGGUUUUAUUUCAAGUAUAAGAACUUUAGAAAGGCCAAAAGAGCCAUUGACAAAUCAAAAUGGACAUUGAUGUCAUUCCAUAAACUGGGUUUCAGUGAAGAUGAAAUUCUGAGUUGCCUUGAUGAUGACAGUGUGAUAGGUAGCGGAUCAUCUGGGAAAGUUUACAAGGUUGUUCUUAGCAAUGGGGAGGCCGUUGCUGUAAAGAAGCUGUGGGUAGGCAUAAAAAAAGACAUGGAGAGUGAGGAUAUUGAAAAAGGUGGUGUUCAAGACAAUGUUUUUGAUGCUGAAGUUGAAACCUUGGGUAAAAUUAGGCACAAAAACAUAGUGAAGCUUUGGUGUUGCUGCACCACAAGGGACUGCAAGCUCCUAGUUUACGAGUACAUGCCAAAUGGCAGUCUCGGCGAUUCACUUCAUGGAAGUAAAGGUGGGUUGUUGGACUGGCCAACAAGGUAUAAGAUAGCCCUUGAUGCUGCUGAAGGUCUCUCUUAUCUGCAUCAUGACUGUGUUCCUCCAAUUGUUCAUAGAGAUGUUAAAUCCAACAAUAUCUUGUUGGAUGGUGACUUUGGUGCGAGAGUGGCUGAUUUUGGUGUAGCCAAGGUUGUUGAAACCAAUGGGAAAGGAACCAAAUCCAUGUCUUUCAUUGCCGGCUCUUGUGGAUACAUUGCGCCAGAAUAUGCAUACACACUGAGGGUGAAUGAGAAGAGCGACAUAUACAGCUUUGGUGUGGUGGUACUUGAGUUGGUGACCGGAAGGCGACCGGUUGAGCCAGAGUUUGGGGAAAAGGAUUUGGUGAAGUGGGUUUACACCACCUUGGACCAGAAAGGAGUGGACCAUGUGAUCGACUCGAGGCUGGAUUCUUGUUACAAAGAUGACAUAUGCAAGGUUCUUGACAUUGGCCUCAUGUGCACUAGUUCUCUUCCCAUCAACCGCCCUGCCAUGAGAAGAGUGGUCAAGAUGCUGCAAGAGAUGGGCUCAGAGAACCAAACCAAGUCUAUCAGGAAGGAUGGCAAGUUGUCCCCUUAUUACUGUGACGAUGCCUCAGAUCAUGGGAGUGUAGCCUAAUUCUAGUUCUUCUAAUUGACUAGAGUUAGAUAGCUUUGUUCCAGAAAAAAGGGAGUUUUAAGCCCUUUUUAACUCCACAGAAUUUGGAAGAAAGAGACCUAGAUGGUCUUCUUAACAUAAUGAAAUGGACGUUUAAUUCUGUCAAGAAGUCUCCGCUUUCCACUGUUUAAAGAUGUGUUAUUUCGCAGGAUUGGAUUAGGUCUAAGGAUUGUAAAAAAUCAGUGGCUUCGAAUGGGCUACUCACCACAGUAAAUGUCAGUUGAAUCCCCAGGAUUGGUACUAAUGUCAGUUCUACAAUUCUAUAUCUAAUAACAUCUUAGAAGUUUGAUGAAUCUA
This is a messenger RNA of Neltuma alba, 3460 nucleotides long. Its product is annotated as receptor-like protein kinase HSL1. NCBI's taxonomy places the organism in Eukaryota, Viridiplantae, Streptophyta, Magnoliopsida, Fabales, Fabaceae. The transcript has 2 exons. The record is from RefSeq and is a predicted model, not a curated record. Gene Ontology annotation, molecular function: ATP binding; receptor serine/threonine kinase binding; protein kinase activity. Gene Ontology annotation, biological process: protein phosphorylation. The coding region runs from base 137 to 3124 and encodes 995 amino acids.